Penicillium cosmopolitanum is the source of this 516-nucleotide messenger RNA. RefSeq lists its product as uncharacterized. Gene Ontology annotation, molecular function: FAD binding; oleate hydratase activity. The transcript has a single exon. NCBI's taxonomy places the organism in Eukaryota, Fungi, Ascomycota, Eurotiomycetes, Eurotiales, Aspergillaceae. Bases 1 to 516 code for a protein of 171 amino acids. The record is from RefSeq and is a predicted model, not a curated record. Gene Ontology annotation, biological process: fatty acid metabolic process.
AUGAAUUCUGAGAGUGACCCGAUGCUGGCAUCCGGCCUUAAGAUCUUGCAGAGUGGCGCGGAAAUCGUUGUCAAUAUCUGCCCCAAAGAUAUCCUGAUCAUCACACUCGGAUCUAUCUUCGCGGGCUCCACAUUGGGCGCGAAUUGCUCUCCUCCGGCACCGGUUCCCGAUGUCGAGGAGUUGAAGCUCGACGACUCGUGGGGCCUAUGGUGUAAGCUCUCGCAGGAACAUCCGGAAUUCGUAGAUUUGUCACCCUUUUGCGCGCGCAUCGCUGAGUCGACCAAUGAGUGCUUCCUUGUGAUGCUGAAUGGCUGGGAAUUCUUUGAGCGUUUUGCAUGCCUGGUGCACUCUCUACCUAGCACGGGUACGCUAGUGAGUUUCAAGGACAACAACUGGCGGUUGAGCCUAAAUGUACCACGGCAGCAGCAUUUCGACGACCAACCGAAAGUGCCCCACCGAUAUGGGGCUAUGCGCUGUCCCCAUCGCGGGAGGGAAACUUCAUCCGCAAACCUAUGA